This is a messenger RNA of Aspergillus campestris IBT 28561, 1558 nucleotides long. Its product is annotated as putative proline permease. The transcript has 2 exons. Gene Ontology annotation, cellular component: membrane. Gene Ontology annotation, biological process: amino acid transmembrane transport. The coding region runs from base 179 to 1558 and encodes 459 amino acids. NCBI's taxonomy places the organism in Eukaryota, Fungi, Ascomycota, Eurotiomycetes, Eurotiales, Aspergillaceae. The record is from RefSeq and is a predicted model, not a curated record. Gene Ontology annotation, molecular function: amino acid transmembrane transporter activity.
CACAUCCUUACUGAGGAAGUAGCGACAAUCUCGUGCUGUUUUUGAACACCAAAUAGCUGUUUUCUACACAAGCUAUGAUUCCCACCCGCUUAACCUCCUGUUAUAUGGUGUUAUACCCUCCCUAGUCUCCCCGCAUUCUUAUGGACUCCUUGGACACUAUUAUCCUUAAGUUUCUAUCAUGAUUGUCGGCCCUACCCUCGGAACCGGCCUGUUUAUUGGGUCUGGUCCAGGUCUGGCGGCCGGGGGUCCGCUCUCCCUCCUUAUAUCCUACAUAUUCAUAUCUGUCCUGGUGUACUGUUUGACAACGGCCAUUGCCGAAGUCGCGGCGCAUAUGCCCGCUGACGAUGGCACUGCGGUAACGCACACAUACCAAUAUGGAUGGAGCCAUCUGGGAUUUGCACUAGGAUACCUUCGCUGGUACUCCUUUGCCUUGAUGGUCCCCUUUGAAAUCACUAACGCAAUGGUCAACAUCGGUCUAUGGGAUCCCGGCGCCCAGGUCGCCUUGCGUGUGGCCAUCGUCUGUCUUGUCAUAUCGGGUUUCAAUCUACUUCCCGAGAGGCUGUUUAAAAGAUCCGAGGUCAUGUUCACUGGGUUGAAGCUGUUCACGACAGUGGGGCUUGUGAUUUUGUCGCUUGUGUUGGCCAGCAUCCCUGGAUCAUCCGCCGGAGGAUUCCACUAUUGGCGCGACCCCGGCGCGAUGCACGCAUAUACUACUGGUGGCUCUCUGGGUCGGUUUCUGGGCCUCGUCCAGUGUCUCGUCUACAGCACCGUGUCUUUCAUAUUCACCCCGGAACUGAUCGUCCAGAGAGCUGAGCAAGAAGUAUCCGAAUCAAGAUCCAACAUCCUCCGUUCAUCCACGACAACCAGCGUGAUCCACUCCUUGCUCUACACCCUCAGCGUGCUGGCCAUCGGCGUGAUGAGCCCCUACGACGAACCACGCUUAACGAAUAAUGGUCUCGGCGCGGGGUUGAUAUUCCUAUCAUCGGUGGCUUCUGGACGCUCGUUUCUGUACCUUUCUUCACGAACGCUGUGUUCGCUGGCCGAGGCAGGACAUGCACCUACGGUUUUCAAAGCUCGAGCUAGCUGGGGGGUGCCGUAUGUGUCGAUUGCCGCGUCUGCGGCGUUUUCAACUCUCGCCUUCCUGUCUGCAGGAGAGCCCAGCUCUCUUGUCUAUAAUUGGCUCAUGUUUUUCAUAACGACUUCCGGUUAUAUCUCGUGGAUGUCCUGGUGUAUCGUCUACCUCUUGUUCCGGCGGUCCACCAAAGCGCAAGGAUUUACAUCGGUUCACCAGUCCUGGAUCCAACCCUACGGGACUUACUUUGGGAUGGUCGUCUGCUCGGUGUUGUCUCUCGCCAAUACACUCACCAUCGCCGCGCCGUGUCCCCUGCCCACGACAGAUUCCAUCCCUGCCUACAUGGGGCUCGCUGUUUUCGUCCUUCUUUAUUCGGGACAUUUCCUGAAUGCUACCGUCACAGGGCGAGUUUUUCGGCGGAGAGGGAAUGUUGUUGAUAUUGAGAAGCGGGCUGAUGCGACUGAUCGGAGUGAGACAAGGCCGUGA